This is a messenger RNA of Camelus dromedarius (Arabian camel), 1430 nucleotides long. RefSeq names its product zinc finger protein 414 (gene ZNF414). The transcript is spliced from 8 exons. The record is from RefSeq and is a predicted model, not a curated record. The coding region runs from base 145 to 1317 and encodes 390 amino acids. NCBI's taxonomy places the organism in Eukaryota, Metazoa, Chordata, Mammalia, Artiodactyla, Camelidae.
CAGGCCCCGCCCCAGUUCUCGCGAGAUCUGGAAGGCGAAAAAUGGCGCCGACGUGAGCGCGAGCCCCCGGCCGUCAAAGGAAUUGCCGCAGCCUUAGCUGGAGCCGCUGGAACCGCGGGAACAAGAGGCCGAACGGGCCCGAGGAUGGAGGAGAAACCCUCGGGGCCCAGCCCGAACAUGCCGGCCACUGCAGAGCCCAGCUCCAGUGAGACCGACAAGGAGGUGGUAUCCCCAGUUGUGGCUGCUGUAGCCACCUCCUCUUCCAUGGGGGAGGAGCCAGGCUCAGACCGGGCAGCCACACCCCCACUGUGGGAACGUGGAGGGCCUGGAGGGACCCAGCAGGGUGCCUCCCCAGCCCCAGACAGUGGCCAUCCUGGCUCUGGACCCAGCCUUGGCCUGACCAGCACAGUCUCCGGGACCAGCGAAGACCUGCGGCUUCCCAGACGACGCCCACCACCAGGGAAGCAGAUACCCUGUUCCAGCCCUGGCUGCUGCCUCAGUUUCCCCAGCGUUCGAGACCUGGCACAGCAUCUGCGUACCCACUGCCCACCUACACAGUCCCUGGAAGGCAAACUCUUCCGCUGUUCGGCCCUGAGCUGCACCGAGACUUUCCCCAGCAUGCAGGAACUGGUGGCACACGGCAAGCUGCACUACAAACCCAAUCGCUACUUCAAGUGCGAGAACUGCCUCCUGCGCUUCCGCACGCACCGCUCGCUCUUCAAACAUCUGCAUGUUUGCGCUGAGCAUGCGCAGAGCCCAGCCCCACCGCCACCCCCCGCCCUCGACAAGGAGCCACCGGCGCCCGAUCGCCCACCGGAGUCCGACCCUGCGUCGGCGCCGGGCCUGUCGUUUCCGCUGCUCGAGCCAUUCAUGACUCCUGCUCCUGCCCCCACCGGGCCCUUCCUGCCCUACUUGAACCCCGCGUCCUUUGGCCUAAGCACCCCACGCCUGCGCCCCUUCCUGGCCGCCGCUCCCGUGCCGCCCGCCUCCAGCGCUGCGGUCUGGAAAAAGAGCCACGGUGCAGGCGGCAGCCCGCGAAGACCCCAGGGCGGCUCCGACGCGCCUUCAGGGCACGCGGCCCCAAGCCGCAUCGUGUGGGAGCACACGCGCGGCCGCUACUCGUGCAUGCAGUGCGCCUUCUCCACGGCCUCGCGGCCCGCCAUGACACUACACCUGGAGGACCACCGCCCCAUCGCCCCCGCGACCCCGGCGCCCGGGCAGCCGCGCCCCGACGCGCCGGCGGACCUCGUCCCGCUGGCACCCCAGAUGUCGCAGCUGCUGUCAGAGGGGGAGUGUCCGGUUUUCUCGCCGCUCUGAACCCAGCCGCGUUGGUGGGGGUGGGCUGUGGGAUGUGGGUAGUUUUGUAAUUUUAGGGGGGGUCUCAGAUGGUCGGAGUGGGGUACACAAUAAAGGAGGCAGAUGAGCCAGCC